Molecule: messenger RNA, 6092 nt
Organism: Gymnodraco acuticeps
Lineage: Eukaryota; Metazoa; Chordata; Actinopteri; Perciformes; Bathydraconidae
Exons: 13
Coding region: 2822-4027 (401 amino acids)
Source: RefSeq, a predicted model, not a curated record
UCGCAGAAUAAGUCAUUCGUUCUUUCACGAUGGCCGAACAACAAGUUGAAACAGCGAUUCACCCAACUGUUUACAAGGGGGAUGCCCUUCUAACACCCCUUUGUGAAGGCCCUAAUAAGUACAAGUGCACAUUCUGCAGCAAGGUGGGGGACUAUGGCCAUAUUGUGGCACAUCUGCAGAACCAUAGGAGAACGGCUGUUAAACAUGGAGGAUUCACAAUGUACAGGUGUGUGUUGCAAAUCGCCACAUUUCCACUGCUGCUACUGUGGGGAGUUCAGAACCCACCCCACUAUUCUGAAUCAUGUUCAGAAGUACGCAGUGGCAGCCUGUAGCGUUGGAUCGCUUCGCCAGACCGCCACUGUCUCCUCCUCAGCCUCCACGGUGGCCUCCUCAGCCUAACCUGUCACCUCUGCAGCCUCCCAAAUUGCCACAGCAUCUGUAGCCUCCACUCCACUCCAAGCCAUCAGUCGCAGCAAAGUAGUCCAGUCAAGGGCCAAAAGGACAACAUGUCCUUUGUGUAAAACUGUAUUAUAUUUGAAAAACCUCAAGACCCACAUGGAUCGACGUCACUCAUCAUCUGUUCCUGAUAUUACUUCUAAUCACCAUCUUCCAUCCCAAUGCUUAGACCUCAAAAGGGCAUUUUUGCUGUUGGAAGAACAUUUUCUGGGCUGAGAAGUUCAUGUACAGAAGUUCACCUGGGAAACCGCAACCAAGUUGUUUGUGAGCUUGAAAAUUGCAAGCAGGCAUCAGAAUUUUCCAGAAGAAGUAAUUUAUUAGGGUUUGAGUGUAUUCAUGUUAGGUCUCUAUACUGUCCUACUUCAUCCAAACCAGACGUCACACUGAAGGAGGAAGUUCUGUCAGAUAUGGUUGGGAAGAAAUGGAUUUCUGACAACACAAAAAGAAUGUGUCUAGUCAGAAAGGAGAAAGCUGUGUCUGAAAACAUCCCACUGAGUAAAGUGGUGACAUUUUGCAGUGGCGCAUCAAGAGUUUAUGUGUCAGUUCUUGAAACAUGCACCUCAUAUUAUUCGCGGUUAGGGAGAGUGUCUGUAUGUUAUGACAUAAAAAGAAAUGCUUGGCAGUGUCCAUGCUCAAAGCCAAAGAAUUCCUGUGCUCAUAAGUCCAUAGCAAAAUGGCACUUGAAUCAGACCCGACCUGAACUCUUCCUAAAGGUCCGAAGUACAGACAGUGAUGUGUUUGAGACCUUUGAUGAAUCUGAUCCUGAAGGCCACAGUACUGAGGACAUUCUCUAUCCACCUGAGGGAGCCGCUUUGACAUCACUUGUUCUUUACUUGUUGGACCACAAGAAAUUGCCAGCUGUUCUGUCAACGGAUGCAUGUUCACCGCAGAACAUGGAGACACUGCCAAAGCGCCACAUACCUCUUGAGAACUUUUGCACUGUUUGCCCAGGAAAAAUUCCUCUGUCGGAUCCUAUGCCGAUAACUCAUAAAGCUAACAUAGUGACAUUCACUGGCAUAGUAAAGGAUGUCUCCACGUACUGUAAAAGGUGUGGGCUUUGUGGACAUUUCUACCGAUAUCAAGAAUGGACACAGGGGCUGCACAAUUUUGAUGACCACACUAUCCUGUCACUGCACCUUUGCCUUUUCUUUAGACAGUCUGUCCAGGUAAUCUACACUUACGCAUUAAUGCAACUUUAACCACUUGCACCCAGCAUACAUAUUCUGGGAGUAACAUUAGCCAGACUUAUCUAAAAGCUCACAGCGCGUCGAUGCACUGAGCUUGUAGAUCGGCUAUUUUUGGCAGAGACAUUUGGUGUGAUGGGGGGGGGGGGGGGGGGGCAGCAGGCCAAGUACAUUAAGUAACUCUGGUCAGUUUGACCAUGAAUGGAGGGUUUUAAGUGGUUGAUACAUCCAUUAAUGUAAUAGACAUGACACAUCAUGAAGAAUUUUAAUAUGAGUCAGUGGUGGUGCAUGAAUUUUGAUAGUAAGUCUUUAUGAGCAAGCAGUGAAUGGUUUCAGAAAUGAAGUUUUUCCUACUUGUCAUUAAACUCCUGUUUGGUAAAACAUCAAUGUCAGUAGAAAAGCAAACAUGACUUGUCUUACACUCUGUUGUGAUCUUAUUACAGAAUCACACUGCAGUGGGAAGGGCCUUGGAUAUCUUGGAACAGACAAACAAUGAAAAGUAUCCAAAGCAUGACUCAAUUCUUCAUGGGUAUCUUCACUUUGAGGCAAUGACCGCACAUGAUUACAACUUUUCAUGUGUGCACUGUGGUGUCCAUCCGCCUGUAGUCAUAAUGGACUUGCACAAGAAAGGAGUUUUUACUAUGGCAGUGAGUGAAAUUGAGGCUCCCCCACCAGAGUUUGAAGGUCAUGUCGACAUUGAGGAAUUCUGGCAAUCGGUUGAUCAAGACAUUGUUUGCAGAAAAGUAACCGUGAUAAUCCAUGCAGAGUUUCACCUUCAUUUCACAAGUGGGCGCCAUGGAUUGGACCUCGUACCAGAUCCAGCAAAUGCGUUCUCAACACUGAGUUUUCAAAAGUCAAAAAGUCUGAUGCAGACCAGGUAGACAUCGAUGUCACAGAAGAACGCCUCUCAACUGAACUGACUAACUUAAAGGUUGAAGCUUUGCGGAAUCUGGUGAAAGGGUGUGGGAUUGACUCUAAAGGCAGCAAAAUUGAUCUAAUCCUACGCCUGAGGGAGGCGAUGAAAACACGGAGCACUUAUGACAAGGUGUGGGGGCAUCUGGUAAGUGUCAAAUGUCCAUUUAGUUAAUCAAAAAAUGUAGUUCAUAAUUUAUUAUAUGAGAAAAUAUUGAAUUUCUGUAAACCUACAGGUAUGUCUGUAAUUAUAUUGGACAGCUAGGUUAAUGGCCACACUAACUAUAUGUAUUUACAUUUCAAGGUGGCUGGGCAGUGAUCCUGUGUCCUUGUGUCCUUGUGUCCUUGUGAAUGCUGUGAAGUUCAACAUAAGAGCUGAAAGCCCACGCGAUUAUGCAGAUCUGUUGCUUUCCUUUCUUCACUUCCCAAACGUUGUGGUUUAUGAUUUUGCACGGGGGUUAGUAAGUCAUACCAACCUGCGGGAGAAAGAGAGACUGCCCUUCAGCCCACAUGGAGGGAGAGUGGCUGCACCAACACCAGAAAAUAUUGCGUCUGCCAAGAAAGGGCAACUGAAAAUCAGUUUGCCAUGGUUGCAGUUCGAGAAAGACCCCCCUGAUGUUAAUUGCCAUCCUGCAACUGGUUCUGCGGAGCAUUACGCAUUGUACGACACCUUCCAUCAGUCUAACACAAAAGAUGAGACCGAUGCGCUUAGAGUUAUUGGACUUGUGCCUGAGCUAUGUGGGUGGCUCAACUCCCAGAAAGCAGAGCAGCUCUUCUCUGAAAUGAGAAAGAACAAUUAUUUUAUGAACUGUUUCUCCCCAUCAAGUCACAUCUUUCUAAUGCGUAAUGUCUUGCAUCACCAUAAUGAGAGGGUUAACCAGUUGGCACUGAAGAAGUUGAGGACAGUCUGUAAAGGAGAGAUCACCCUUGAUGCCCUUGGAAAGGCCAUUUUGGACACACAGGCAGAUGUCUCGACCAACGAGCAUGAAGUCGCUACAGAUGUGAGCACGACGCACCACUGUGGGAAUCAUUGUGAGGCUCUCACUAUGACCUCAAACAUCAGGCCCUGUCGCACCUCAUGGACACCAGGAGUGCAUAAUCCCCUUCAAGAGCAGUUGGUUAACUAUGUUCUUGAUGAGACCAGACCAAUGGAGGAGCUCAUCGUCAAAGACUGUCAUACGUGCCUCACAAGAGAGAACCUUGUCACCCUGGGACUAAGACGGGAAAUGGACUCCAUGGUGGGAAAUGCGUGCUUGAGGCUCAUACAUGAAGCCAUGCAGUAUCAGGGCAAAGAUGUAUUCGUAGUGGAUCUACAUGUUCCACCUACCUGGCUGGCACCUAAUCACUGUGACGCUCGACUCUCUCUUCCAGUGGACUCCCACAAGAGGGAUGCCUUGAUUUUCCCCCUGUGGAUCCCAGGGCACUUUGUUCUGUGUGUAAGUGACUCUUUAGUAUUGAUUGCAAAACCACCCUGAAUGAAAGACUGAUCAUGUUGUGACCAUGUAGAUAAGCUAUAUUGUGUGUGCAUUGACUUGAUCUGUAGCUGUGUGGUGUCCAUUGGCUUGGGGCGCUACCGAGGACACCUCGGUAGCACUUGGUCUUGCCGGGACUUGAACUGGUGACCUUCCAGUUGCCAAGCCAAGUCCCUAUCGACUUCACCACCACCGCCCAUUAUCUGAUUUAGAUCAAGAGUAUCUAAACUCAUCAAUUACAGAAGUAGAAGUUUUGGCUGCAAUUAAAUCUAUGCCUAUAAAUAAAAGCCCAGGGCCUGAUGGCUUCUCGGCAGAAUUUUAUAAAGAGUUUUGGACUGAACUUCAACCUAUAUUUAUGUCAAUGUUUAACAACUUCUCUCACAACAGAACACUUCCUCAAUCAAUGAAUCUUGCAUAUAUUACUGUACUACAUAAAGAUGGGAAAGACCCCAUGAAUUGCUCUUCAUUUAGGCCUAUAAGCCUCUUGGAUCAUGAUUAUAAGAUUAUCACCAAAUUAUUAGCAAAACGACUGGAAAUGAUUUUACCUAAACUAAUUAGUCCUGAUCAAACAGGUUUUGUCAAGGGCAGAUAUUCUACUGAUAAUAUAAGGAGACUUUUGAAUAUUAUAAACCAUUUGGACCCCGGUCAGAAGCCAUCUCUGCUUCUUUCUUUAGAUGCCGAGAAGGCUUUUGACAGGGUUGAGUGGAAUUUUCUUUUUGCUAUCUUGAACAGGUUAAAUAUGGGCUCUCGGUUCAUAGAGUGGGUCAAAUCAAUUUAUAAAAAUCCUAAAGCAGCGGUUAUCACUAACUGCAGUUCCUCAGAUUUGUUUCCACUAACAAGGGGGACAAGACAGGGAUGUCCUCUGUCACCUUGGCUUUUUGCUAUUGUAAUUGAACCACUGGCGUCAUGUGUGCGAGACAACAUAAGUAUUAAAGGAGUGAAGAUUAACAAUGAACACAACAUUUCUCUGUAUGCUGACGAUAUCAUUCUUUACUUAACAGACCCAGAAAAUUCAGUACCACACUUGCACGACACGAUAGAGCAAUUUGGAAGAUACUCAGGAUAUAAAAUUAAUUUUAAGAAAUCGAAUGCUUGUUUCUUAAAUAUGACGCCAACAGCAAAUUGUCUUGUUCUUUUAAUUCGUCACCAGGUGGCUUUAAAUACUUAGGAAUAAAUAUAACACCACACCUGGAUAAUCUGUUUAAAGAGAAUUAUAAUCCACUCAUUGACAAAAUCAAACAGGAUUAAUCGAAAUGGUCCACAUUACCAAUAUCACUGCUAGGAAGAAUCAAUGUCAUAAAAAUGAAUAUUCUACCGAGAUGUCAUUUUCUUUUUCAAAUGUUACCAUGCUAUUUAUCCGCUGACUAUUUUAAAUCUCUCAAUAGACACAUCUCAAAAUGUAUCUGGUGUAAUAACAAACCAAGAAUCAAGUUACUUACUCUUAUGAAACCAGAAACUAUGGGGGGUCUUGGUCUUCCCAACUUUCAACACUACUUCUGGUCGGCUCAAUUAAGAAAUGUACUAUCUUGGUCUCUGGGAAGAAAGGAUUCACUAUGGGUUCAGAUAGAAGCCAAUACCUUUGACCCGUUGCCAGUGGAAACUCUUAUAUUUGUUAAAGACUUCAAUAAGGUGAAAAAUAUGGCCAAAUGUUUUACAGUGGUCAAUACACUUUUAGCCUGGAGGUGUAAGAGAAUAUUUUAAUCUGAUCUUGAUUAUAGAGUAUCUUAUUGUUUCUUAGAAUCUGUGAUACUGCAAACAUUGUUUGUAGUAUCAGUCAAAAUCUCCUCUGUAGGUUGAGGUCACAGGUCAAAAGCUUCUCCUUAUAUCCUGUGGGGGAAGGGUCCAGGCCUGCCUGCAUUUCUUUGAGACAAGCAGAUUAUUGUCUCACAUCUGCUAUUGAUUAGGUAAACGCGGGUUUCUGAGAGCUCCGCCUCUCCUCAUGUUGCUGCAUGCUGUGGUUUCUUUGGGUUCAGAGAUGAUUUGGUGGAUGCACAGGACGUGUGAAACUAAGUGACCUCCCGGCUGUAUUGAUGUACUGUGUUCAAUAAACUCUCAGUGCUUUGGCUAA